Scylla paramamosain (green mud crab) is the source of this 3496-nucleotide messenger RNA. Its product is annotated as serine/arginine repetitive matrix protein 1-like. The transcript has 7 exons. Bases 903 to 2813 code for a protein of 636 amino acids. NCBI's taxonomy places the organism in Eukaryota, Metazoa, Arthropoda, Malacostraca, Decapoda, Portunidae. The record is from RefSeq and is a predicted model, not a curated record.
CGAGCAGUGAGGUGGGGUGCGCGUGCCGCUUCUUGCUCUCCUCGGCCUCCCCAGAACGAGCUCAGGUGAAGAUGUAAGCGAGGGAUGACUGUGUGAACUGGUGGUCUUCAUUGGGCAGUUAAAGCAGCCAAUAGAAGCAAUCUCUGGUGGAGGCGUCAUCACUGGGCAGCCAAUCACAUUCGUUUCCUGGUGCUGGCGUUACGGGGUAGCCAAUCACGUCUCCUGGUGCUGGCGUCACGGGUUGAGACGAUACACACACAUGCUAUUGAAACUUGAAGCUCUCUUUAAAGUGAAGUGCAAGGCGAACUAUCAGGAAAAGUCAAAUAAUUAACCAUUUUCCAUUAAAAAAAUAAUUCUAAGGUGCUCUUUAACAAUGUAAGCGUGCGUGUGUACGUAUGCAUGCGUGUUUAAACUUUCCACAUGAACGGGCUGCAAUUCCCAUCAGCUCGGAAAUUCAAAGUUAGAAGCAGCAGUGGAAGUGUUUGGCGAAGAACACACGAGGGAAACUUGGAAACUAAGUUAGCGACAAUGUCCAAGUGAAACGAAAAGAGAGAGAGAGAGAGAGAGAGAGAGAGAGAGAGAGAGAGAGAGAGAGAGAGAGAGAGAGAGAGACCCUACGAAGUUUUCCUUGCGCCGAGAACCCGAUUUGUUUUUUUUUUUGCCGCGAAACAGAGAAUCACCUUUAAUGCAACUCGGAAUUAUUAUUAUUAUAUGCACUGCGGACUGAAGGUGGCGAGGCGGGGAGGGCGUGGAAGUGACUAAUAGAUGCAUGAACUUUGCACCACUGAACCAAGGACGUGAAAUUUUAGUGUCCAUUAGUGGUGAUGAUAUGACGGUGGUGGUGGUGAUGGAGGUGCCUGUGUAGUGCAGUGGUGAAUGCUGGUAGCGAGUGUGGUGUGGCAAUGGCGGCGAUCGAGUCCUGCAGCGGUGGUGGUGGUGGUGACGGGGAAGGGAUGGGCAGGGGCCGUGCUGUGGUCGCCGCCGUGCUGAGUAUUAUCUCCCUCGCCGUGCUCAGCCUCCACGUGGCGCUCUGCCUGCACUACCCCUCCCCACUGUUCGCUGUGACGCUUCUCCUUAACCCCUCCCUGUGGAUGCUGCUUGGCGCCGUGGGGAUGGGCUGCGCUCUCGCUCUCACGUACAGGGAGCGGCAGAGGAAAGUCCGGGCCGCCCUCUGUACCACCUGCCACACGCGUUACGGUGCCACAGUAGACGGCAAGUGGCGGGAGGGCGUGGCACCAAGGCCCCGGGGACCCUCCAGGGCGGUUUACGCCUACAAUGGCAUCUCGCACAAAUUUUACGCUUCUUACGGUGCCAUGAGUGAAAAGCCUGGCGCAGGAGUGAAGCAUCCGGCGGUGCUGCACAAAGGCCCCGCCCCUCCCAUCAAGCAGGACUCGCCCUCUUCCUGCUCCGAAGGGACGCCCCUCAAGACGCCGCCUGAGCCAGACAAGGACGGAACCGGUGGAGAUCCCAAGGCUGUCACAGGCGUGAAGGAAGCAGCGUCGCCUGGCCAGGACACCUCCCUUCCUGACCCUUCCUCGGCCCCGCACACUGACGCCACUACCACUCCCGCCGGCCAGGACUCUCCGGAGACAACGUCUCUCCCCAGCCAGAGCAACGGUGACAAGAAGUCCUCUGCCUCAGCAGCCCCCGGGGAGAAGCUCGCCUGUAACUGCCUCUCCAGAUACGGAGGCAUGAGCCACAGGGUGAGGGAGCGAGCCCAUCGGGAGCACAGUAACGGGGGUGCAGCGAGGCGGCGGCAAGGCCAGCCCGAGGUAAGGACGGUCGGAAAAUACCACAAGCGGCUUCUGAUGCAGUGCCAGGCGCGAGACCCCAAGGAUGUGCCCGUCCACCUCUUCACCACCUCCUCCAGCGUCUCUGCCACGCAAGACACGGUGCCUACCUCCACUGUGCCGCCCGCCACCACCACAUCGGUGGACGUGUGCAGUGAGUCGCGGCCUCUGCUUCCUCGCGGCAUUACCGACGCCGUGGUGCAAUCCCGGGGGGAGGAUGGCAGCACUCCUAUGGGCAAGGAGGCUGCCCCCGACCCUGGCUGCAACCCGCCGCCAAACACAGCGACCCAGAGACCACCUGACUCCCUUCCCCCAGCCAGCACACGUGCUCCGUCCCGCACACCCGCACCGCGCCCUCCGUCCCCAGGACCCCCCUCGCGUCCCUCUCCGUCCCCGCCGCUCACUCCCGCCGCCGAGGGCAACAGUUCCGGCGACUCUGCUCACGACGCUUUUCAGACUCUUCAGGACCCCGAAGUGGCCUCCAUGUCCUCCGAGUGUGGACUCCUGCCCUCCAGCGAGGAGUCCAACGCCCCUCCUCGCUCCCCGCUGUGGGGCGCCCUGGCCAGCACCAAGAGGGAGCGGCGCUCAGAGGAGCGUCAGGCGGAUCGCAGCAGGAAUCGGCCGCCCCUGAGUUCCCUGCUGGCCACAACGCGGCGCGUGCUGGCCAGGCCUCGGUGGACGCGGCAGGAGGACCGCACACCCCCAGCUCUGCAGCUGUCCCCGUCCUCGCCCCGCAAGAGACGAGUGCCGGGCGCCGCCACGGGGGGUCGACUGUGGCGGCAGCAGAAGCAGUCCCCUGCGAGACCCAUGACAUCGCUGGGGGCUGAGGGCGCCGAGAACACGGACAGUGGCGGGGCAGGCGGGUCAGGGGUUAGCCAAGCCAACAGUCCCGAUGGCGGCAGUCCCAGCACGCCCGCCAGACCUCGGGAGCGUAAGGUGAGGAGGACGAGGCCGAGGCCACGACACCGAGACCCGGCAGGGGACUCCGUUUUGUUGCUCAGCGAUGACGCCACCGAGGAGUGACGCGCCGCGCCCCGUGACGCGCCACGCAGCUUCCUUGGACACACGCAACACACUCCGGUGAUGCUCUAAGGGUCGCGGAGGCGGCAGCGGCAGCAACAGCAGCAAGCUGAGGCUGGCUGAUGAUCACACCCUCCUGACUGAGACACUGAGUAAGGAAGGAGUACACCACCUCCCUGUACUCCUCAGGAUACACUCUGAGGACAGAGUGGGAGCGAUGAAGGAGCUCGUGUUGGGUUCGUCAAAGGGACUCACGCUUCCACUCCACAAGACUCCCCCGAGUUUCGAAACUUUGCCUGGUGUUUGAGUUGAACGCAUCUAAUCCACAACUACAAAACUCCCCUGACUGAAGAAACUCUGCUUAGUGUCUGAGGUGAACAUCUGCCAAGCCACACACAAGAGCGAUAGGAGGGACUGAGAGCCAGCAGAGACGGACGUACUGAAUCAUGUUGCCUACCUUCUGUCUGCCCAGAGCAAAUCUCAGCGCGCACCACGCAAGACCAGCUUGAGACUGGUGUCACAACGCUGCUUGUCACCUCUAGGUGACGCGUGUGUCUGUGUGUGUGUGUGUGUGUGAGAGAGAGAGAGAGAGAGAGAGAGAGAGAGAGAGAGAGAGAGAGAGAGAGAGAGAGAGACUGGCUGACUGACCGACUGGCAUUGUUCCUAAUAAAGAAAAUUAAAAAAUC